GGCAGUCACUGGUUUUAGUCGUACGCGUAUAAGAAGUGGUUCGGUCUAAGGCUUUCUUGAUACGUUCGUUGUUCUCCCGUUGUUUCUGUGAGGUGAAAUUCGAGGAGAAACAACUGAUUGUGCAAAAACAACCCUCAGGAAAGGAACGGAGCCGUUUGUUGCUAACUUCUGACCCUACAUGAAAAUAGUGCAACCAUAGACUUAUAAUGGGACUAGUACUAUCACAAAUGGUUCUCAGACCAAAGUGAAUAUGGUUUGAAUUAACGAAACUUAAAUAGUGCUAAAGGAAAAACAGAACGCAAACGAGAGAGAGAGAGAGAGAGAGAGAGAGAGAGAGAGAGAGAGAGAGAGAGAGAGAGACUUCUCCUUAGACAUGAAAAGGGCAACUUCGCUGAUUUUAGAAACAAGAUGAGAUACCGGUCCUGGAGCUCGACCAAAAUGCGGUGUAUCGAUCUUCUUGCCCUCUUCCUGCUGCAUUUUCCUUCGGAAGUGAUUGGCCAAGUCCGAUUCGCCCCAAAUUCCAGAGAAAGUACGCAACGCGACGGAAACAGUUUUGCCAAUGUUUCCUCUCAACCGAGUAACUGCACCGACCUGCACCCUUGGUGUGCAGGCUGGGGUGCCUACGGCGAGUGUGAAACGAAUCCUUCCUACAUGAAAGCCAACUGCCCUGCAACCUGUAAUUCUUGCGCUUCCCAAGGUCCAAAUAUAAUCCAACCAAAAGAAAGAGGUGAUUUACCCAGUGUGUCAACCCGUGUGCCGGCCAACCAGGAACGCUGUGUCGACCUGUAUCAUUCAUGUAGUGGAUGGGGUUCCCGAGGCGAGUGCGAGUCCAACCCUGCCUUCAUGCUGAUGAACUGUCCAGUGACCUGCAACUCCUGCUUUCCAGAAGAUAAAAACAAGUGCGUCAACAGAGGUGAUGAUGCCACCUGCGAUCUGUCAGCUGCCCUUGGGCUUUGCCUUGUCAAUCCUUCCUACAACCUGCGCUUCUGUGCUGGUUCUUGCAGCAAGUUUAUUGAUGUUUGUAGAGGAAAUAACAGGCCAAAUGAAGAUGCAAAGAGUUGCCACAAAUUGCAGACGCUACGAAAUCCAGACUUUGAGUGUGGUGUGAUUCCACAAUAUGGCCAGACUGUGUUAGUCCAAAACGGGCCUCGUUCUAAACUGGUACGAACUCCAAGGAGGUUUACUAGUUCAGAAGAUGAGAUCCCAGGUCACCCAGGACGAAAUAGAAACAAAAAACGAAGGAAAAACACAAGGAAGAAAAAUGGUCAGAGGAGAAAAGGGAACAAUAAUCAUCGAAACCAUGAGGGCCAGAGGUUGGAGAGUGAUCCAUCAGAGAGCACAGUGACGCCUAAAAAUGCUCUGACUGAAGUUCAAGAAAUUAAUAACAGUGAACAGGCAGAUCUUAGAGGGGAAUCCAGAGAAGACGCCAUACUGGAAUCUGUGGAGGAUUCCCAGAAUGGUGACAGAUUUUUCAACAUCACUAACCUAUCCUACAACAUCACUAAUCCUUUCAACUUAACUCAUGCCCCGCUUAAUUUGACUAUUGCCCCCCUUGGCCCCCUUAACUUCACGCAUGCACCGUUAAACUUAUCUACUCUUCCAUUUUUCAAUGAGCUAUUGCAAUUAAAACCAGUGGCAAACCAGAACAACGUGAUUGCAGACGCAUGGUUUCCCACACUGGCAAUUAUUGCUCUUCUCCCUGCUCUCUUCAGCAUUCCCUUUUACAUUGAGUUCGGUGCUCUUGAGGCGUCUCGCCAACAAAAGCCUCCCCCUCCCCCACCCCCUGGCCCACCACCUCCACCAGGUGGUCCACCUCCUCCAGGCCCAGGAGGUCCACCUCCUCCAGGCCCAGGUGGUCCCCCUAAACCUCCAGGAGGCGUCCUCCCUUCUCCAGCAGUUCAGCCUAAGAUUUCCUCUAUCCAUGAGGCUUAUCCAUCAGCUGAGCAGUAUCCCUACUAUUCUUAUUAUCAAGCUCCUCCUUACCAUGGCUAUUAUCAAUAUCCAUCAGCUUCUUCACGCACCUCAUCAUAUCCUGCGUCAAAUGAACCAGCAUCACCUGUACUUCAGGCUCGGCAUGAUGCUCCUGAAACUUCUGUUUUGGUGCCAUAUUGCGAGCUUUCCGAGUACCUCUCGCUGCGAGGGAGGGUUGACCGGCUCAUUAAGAGGCACACGGGUCAACCGUUGGAUCCUGAAGUGGUGCGACUGUUAGAGGCCAUGAACUACUGCAGGUAUGGUUUCUCAGUAAGGCCUGAGGGAAAUGGUCAUAACAAGUCGUUUGUGGAACCACCCCAACGUGGCCUGGAAUAAGUUAUCCAGCGUUGUUUAUCAGCAGUGUCUACGAGAGAGCAGCUAAUGCCACAGAUGGCGGCAAGCGAGGAAGCGAGUAUUUCUGCGGUGGUUCCCUUAUCACUCCCAAUCACAUCCUCACAGCUGCUCAUUGUCUGAUCACGAACAGGCCAUCUAGCAUUCGGCUAGGCGAUGACCUGACACACGCUGGUACCAACUACAAGGUGAAGAAGAUCACACUACAUCCCGAGUAUGAUCCAAGGUUUAGAUAUAAUGACUUAGCAGUAAUCGAACUCGAAGGCGAGGUGAAAUUCCCUCGACUAAUGCGUCCAUACUGCUUACUUCCCCACAAACAAGAGCUGGAAGGUCGCAUUGGUCAUGUCUCUGGCUGGGGUUACCGACCAGAUGAGUCAACUUCAUUCCUGUUGGAUACCAAAGUCACCAUGACAUCCCCAAAAGAUUGUCGCUCAUUCUAUGAGGGAGAUGAGCUCUUCCUUCAUGAGUAUCCUAGAGGACUUGACGGCUCCUUCCUGUGCGUAAGCAACAGAGGUCCUAGUGAAGAUCAGUGUCGGGGAGACUCUGGCGGACCACUAGUCACAGAAGGAGUUAAUGGACGAAUCAGAGGAGUCGGCAUAGCAAACAGUGCCAUUGGUUGCAGCGAACCUGGUCAGCCUAGCAUUUAUUCCCGUACAUCUGCCUUCCUUUCCUGGAUCGACCAAGUGAUUUAUGGGCCCUGUGUGCAGACGCUCUUCACCAACAUAGUACAGUAAACAGAAUGCAUAAAACCACAGAAAACUACUUCAUCUGGUGCAGUGGGCAAGCCGGAAAAUUUUCUCCCUGUGGCAAGAUGCACAAUGUUAAAGGAAGAACGCACCAGGCUUCCUGUAUCGAGUAGAUCAGGCUUCCCUAGACCUAGGCGUAGGCUGUAGACAAUAUUUACCCUCAAGGUAUAAUGACAUAGUAGAUUGUCAUGUGGUUUCCUCACACGAUAAAAUUAUGAUUAACCUUUCGGUUUAUGUAACUGUAAAUAUAAGUAGGCAAUUCCAUGAAAUUAAGUAUUAAGGUUUUUGGAAUGUCUACAUAUUUAAUCCUGUGUGGUGGAAAUGGCAGCCACUUUUGGUUGCUCCUAUUAGCGGGUAUCUCCAUUAAAUAACCAGGGUUAUCUUAAUACCAAAAUUAGACAAGAGUUCCUGUAAUUAUUUAUAUCACCUUUCAGCCUUUACUCUCUUUUGGUAAUCAUAAGAUUUAGAUUUAGGUAGUGGGUCUAAGUUUGGGAAACUAUACAGCCUAUCAGCUGAUUACUCCUAAACUUAAGAUACUAUUAUGAAUCAUCCUAUCAUGUUGUUUUUUGUUGUUGUUUCUGCGUAUAAACAAACGUAUUUUUGUGCUGUAUCCGUGUUUAUGUUGUACUUGUAAUAAUCCAUACAUCAUCAUAUACUAAUAUUUAAAAAAUUAGUCAUGGAAUUAACAACAAAUUGAAUCAUAUAAAAAUGAAUUACACUAAGGAAGUUUUUUUUUUUUUUUUUUUUUUUUGCUGAACACGUUUUUAUGAUGUUAGGAAUAGUUAAUUCCAUAUUGCCAUUGACUUCCAUUAAAAAAAAAAACACAGGUUUCCUGCUGUUGAUGAAAAAAUGUAAGACAGAAAAUGGGAAAAAUUAGUAACUAUAGCUGGUAACUAUAGGUAUUAUGUCCUAGUACUAUGUUAGUCGCCUUAGAGGAGGAUUGCAGCUUUUGUUUCCCCUUUUUAGUUAUAAAAGUUAUAUUGUUAUAUUUAUUGAUUUUAUAAGAUUUUGUACAUUAAAGUGACUGGUUAAACGAAAUAUAAA
Molecule: messenger RNA, 4112 nt
Organism: Macrobrachium nipponense
Lineage: Eukaryota; Metazoa; Arthropoda; Malacostraca; Decapoda; Palaemonidae
Exons: 12
Coding region: 409-2307 (632 amino acids)
Source: RefSeq, a predicted model, not a curated record